Messenger RNA from Colletotrichum fioriniae, 1236 nucleotides. RefSeq lists its product as uncharacterized. Gene Ontology annotation, molecular function: heme binding; monooxygenase activity; oxidoreductase activity, acting on paired donors, with incorporation or reduction of molecular oxygen. The record is from RefSeq and is a predicted model, not a curated record. Lineage: Eukaryota; Fungi; Ascomycota; Sordariomycetes; Glomerellales; Glomerellaceae.
AUGGCAGGCCACCAGGCUUUUCGAACCCAGCUCCUCCACGAUCGAUACGGCCCGGUAGUCCGGAUCAGUCCAAAUCACCUGUCCUUCACGGACGUGACGGCCUGGAAAGACAUCUACGGCUUUCAGAUCGGCAAAGAGCUGGCCGAGAAUGAGAUCCCCAAGUCGCAACUCUUCUCCACGACGAUCAAGAAUUUGCCCACGAGCAUCAUCAAUGCCGAGCGUGAAGAGCACCAGCGGUACCGGCGCGCGCUAUCCCACGGCUUCUCGGAUAGCUCUAUGCGAGCACAAGAAGGGAUUAUCAUGAAAUACAUUGAUAAACUGAUUUCUCGCUUGCAUGAGAACUGCGACAGGAAAGAAGCGCCGAUCAAUGUGGAGGCUUGGUACAACUGGACAACGUUCGAUAUUGCCGGCGACCUAAUCUUUGCGCAAUCUUUUGGCUGUCUUGAUCGCUCAGACUACCACCCCUGGAUCGCCUUCAUCUUCAAGACGAUCCGAUACAAUGCCAUCAUGACAGCGAUGAAGUACAUCGGUCUCGAUCCUAUUGUCCAGGGACUCUUCAGGAUCGGCGGUCUUGCUGCGAUGAUGCAGUUGCGUGAGAGCACUGACAAGAUGAUGCAAACGCGCCUAGAUAUGGAUCCUGACCGUAAGGAUCUGUUCGAGGGCCUGUUGAGGAAGAAAGAAGAAUGGGCAUGUAACACCCUCAAAGUCACCCUUCGACAGAUGGAAUUCACGCUAAUCUCCUACUUACAGAACCUGUCGUUUGAACAGCUAUCAGCCAAUGGUCUCAUUCUUGUCCUCGCAGGCUCUGAAACUACGGCUACAACUCUGGCCGGCACGACGUAUCUCUUGCUGAGAAACCCAAAGAUCUUGCAAAAGCUCAACGAGGAAGUCCGAUCGAGCUUUACCGAUUCUAGUGAGAUCACCAUCAACUCGGUGAGCAAGCUGUCAUACAUGCUCGCUAUUCUCAACGAAGCUUUGCGGAUGUAUCCUCCAGUGACAUCAAACCUCAUUCGAGAGGUGCCGCAGUUUGGGUGUCAGAUUGGCUCAGAGCAUGUGCCUCAAGGAACUUUUGUCGAAAUUCAACAGUGGUCCGCGAAUCAUAGCACAGAUAACUGGACUAAGCCCUGGGAAUUCAGACCAGAGCGCUUCCUGGAAACCAACAAAGAGGAACACAACCAUUUGGAUGCACUUCAGGCAUUCAGCGUUGGCCCGCGCAACUGCAUCGGAAAAAAGUAA